GGGCAGAGGAAGCAGAGGGGAGGCCGAGCGCAGGACUGGCUAUGGCAGGGGGCCGGGGACUCCUGCUGACCCUGCUGCUGGUGGGACUGGCGAGCCCGGGGAAGGCCCAGGGGUCGCAGCCCCAGAAAGGUUUAUUUCCAGCCGUGCUGAAUCUCGCCACUAAUGCCCUUAUCACCACCAAUGCUACAUGUGGAGAACGAAACCCCGAAAUGUACUGCAAGCUGGUCGAGCAUGUCCCUGGACAGCCUGUGAGAAAUCCUCAGUGUCGUAUCUGCAAUCAGAACAGCAACAUUCCAUACCAGAGGCAUCCGAUAACGAAUGCAAUCGAUGGCAAAAACACUUGGUGGCAGAGUCCCAGCAUUAAGAAUGGGAUUGAAUAUCAUUAUGUGACCAUCACCUUGGAUCUGCGGCAGGUGUUCCAGAUUGCAUAUGUCAUUGUGAAGGCGGCCAACUCCCCACGGCCUGGAAAUUGGAUUCUGGAACGCUCCCUUGAUGGGAUCGAAUUCAAGCCGUGGCAGUACCACGCUGUCACCGACACAGAGUGCCUGACCCGCUACAACAUUUAUCCUCGUACUGGACCACCGUCCUAUGCCAAAGAUGAUGAGGCUAUCUGCACCUCCUUUUAUUCCAAGAUCCAUCCCCUGGAGAAUGGAGAGAUUCACACAUCUUUGAUCAAUGGAAGACCCAGUGCCGAUGACCCUUCCCCUGAACUCCUGGAAUUCACUUCUGCUCGUUAUAUUCGCCUGAGAUUUCAGAGGAUCCGGACACUGAAUGCUGACCUGAUGAUGUUUGCCCACAAAGAUCCCAGAGAAAUUGAUCCCAUAGUAACCAGAAGAUAUUACUACUCAGUCAAGGAUAUUUCUGUUGGAGGAAUGUGUAUUUGCUACGGUCAUGCAAGAGCUUGCCCUCUUGAUCCAGCAACAAAUAAAUCUCGCUGUGAGUGUGAACAUAACACCUGUGGAGAUAACUGUGAUCAGUGCUGUCCAGGAUUUCACCAAAAGCCUUGGAAAGCUGGGACCUUUCUCCUCAAGACUGAAUGUGAAGCAUGCAAUUGUCAUGGAAAGGCUGAAGAAUGCUAUUAUGAUGAAAAUGUCGCCAGCAGAAAUCUGAGUUUGAAUAUCAAUGGAAAGUACAUCGGGGGUGGUGUAUGCAUCAACUGUACCAAAAACACCACAGGCAUCAACUGUGAAUCAUGCAUUGACGGCUUCUUUCGGCCAAAAGGGGUCUCACCCAAUGAUCGACAACCAUGCCAUCCUUGUAACUGUGAUCCUAUUGGAUCUUUGAAUGACAUCUGUGUCAAAGACGAGAAAUAUGCCAGACGAGGACUGCCCCCUGGAUUCUGCCAUUGCAAAAGUGGAUUUGGAGGACGGAGUUGUGAUCGGUGUGCCUUGGGGUACACUGGCUACCCUGACUGCGUUCGCUGUAACUGCACCGUGAUGGGCAGCACAAACGAAGACCCCUGCAUUGGGCCCUGUAUCUGCAAGGACAACGUUGAGGGAGAAGACUGCAGUCGCUGUAAAGCAGGCUUCUUCAAUCUGCAACAGGACAAUCCCAAAGGCUGUGAGGAGUGUUUUUGUUCAGGGGUAUCGACUAUCUGCACAGACUCCUACUGGACAUAUAAGAAAAUUCACGACAUGAAUGGCUGGUAUCUGACUGACUUACCUGGCCUUGUUAGAGUUGGACCUCAGCAGGAUGACUUUGACAGACCGCAGGAACUCAGCAUCAACAGUGAGGAUGCCAGGAUGAAAUUACCUCAGACAUAUUACUGGACAGCCCCAGGCCCUUAUCUGGGUAACAAACUGACCUCAGCAGGAGGACAACUGAUGUUUACUAUCUCUUACGACUUGACAGAACAGAACACAGCUGUGGAAAGCAUACUUCCGCUCAGUGUUAUCCUAGAGGGAAGUGGCCUGCGAAUCAGCUCGACCCAGGAGGGGUUGCACCUGCAGCCAUCUGAAGAGCACACUAAUGUGGUGCUGCUUAAACCAGAAUCAUUCACUAUGCACAACAGCGUUUCCCCAAUCAGCCGAAAAGAAUUCAUGACGGUCUUCACGAAUAUAAAGCGGCUUCUCAUUCAGGCCACAUACAGCUUUGGGAUGGAUGCCAUCUUCAGGUUAAAGUCUGUUCACCUCGAAUCAGCAGUUCCUUAUUCCACAGAUGGAGACAUUGCUACUGCUGUGGAAUUAUGCCAGUGUCCUUCUGGAUACAGUGGUGCUUCUUGUGAAUCCUGCUGGCCAAGGCACCGGAGAGUGAAUGGGACGCUCUUUGGUGGGAUCUGUGAGCCGUGCCAGUGCUUUGGCCAUGCGGAGUCCUGCGAUGAUGUGACCGGAGAAUGCCUGGACUGCAAGGACCACACAGGUGGCCCAUUCUGUAAUAGAUGUCUUCCUGGUUUCUAUGGUGAUCCAACUAAAGGGACCACUGAUGACUGUCAGCUGUGUGCCUGCCCAUUAAAUAUACCAUCGAACAAUUUUAGCCCAACAUGCCACCUAGACCGAGGGCUCGGACUGGUAUGCGAUGAAUGUCCCUUUGGGUACGCGGGAUCACGCUGUGAGAGAUGUGCAGAAGGCUAUUUUGGACAACCAUCAGUACCUGGAGGAUCGUGUCAGCCAUGCCAGUGCAAUGACAACCUUGACUUCUCCAACCCUGGCAGCUGUGACAGCUUGUCUGGAGCUUGUCUGAUAUGCAAGCCAGGUACAACAGGCCGAUACUGUGAGCGGUGUGCUGAUGGAUAUUUUGGAGAUGCCGUUCAUGCAAAGAACUGUCAGCCCUGUCACUGCAACAUCAAUGGCUCAUUAUCGGAGGUCUGCAACACUGAGACAGGGCAGUGCAAAUGCAGAGCCAAUGUUCAAGGACGUCAGUGUGAUGAGUGCCAGCCUAAAACCUUUGGCCUGCAGUCUUCGAGAGGCUGUGUUCCUUGUCACUGCAACUCCUUUGGCUCCAAGAGCUUUGACUGUGAGGAGAGCGGGCAGUGUUGGUGCCAACCGGGUGUCACGGGGAAGAAAUGCGACCGCUGUGCUCAUGGAUACUACCGAUUCGAAGAGGGAGGAUGCACCCCCUGUCAGUGUUCCCAUCUAGGCAACAACUGUGACCCCAUCACCGGCCGCUGCAUCUGCCCUCCCAACACCCGGGGAGAGAAGUGUGAUAUGUGCACCUCCAACUCUUGGGGCCACAGCAUUGUCCAUGGGUGCAAGGCUUGUAACUGCAGUGCUGUUGGAUCACUAGCCUUCCAGUGUAAUUUAAAUACCGGCCACUGCCCUUGCCGCCCGGAGUUUUCAGGGCCAAAAUGCACUGAGUGCAGCCUGGGGCACUGGAAUUACCCCCAGUGUGAUCUCUGUGAAUGUUCCCUAGCAGGGACUGAGCUGCUGACCUGCCACGCAGAGAUUCAGAAAUGUUCCUGUGCCGAUCGCACAGGGCAGUGCAGCUGUAAGGUGAAUGUGGAAGGUCUCCACUGUGACAAGUGCCGGCCUGGCAAAUUUGGACUCAAUGCCAACAACCCACUUGGCUGUAGCGACUGCUAUUGCUUCGGCACGACAACUCAGUGCAGCGAAGCAAAUGGACUGAUCCGAAUGUGGAUCACUCUGAAACCUGAACAGACCAUCCUGCCACUGGUGGAUGAAGGACUCCAGCACACAACCACAAAAGGGAUUGUGUUCCAGCACCCAGAGAUUGUGGCAAACAUGGAGCUGGUAUUGCAGGAGUUCCAAAUGGAACCCUUUUAUUGGAAACUUCCAGAGCAAUUUGAAGGAAAGAAGUUGAAUGCUUACGGUGGCAAGCUGAAGUAUGCAAUUUAUUUUGAAGCUCGGGAGGAAACGGGCUUCUCCACCUAUAACCCCCAAGUCAUCAUUCGAGGUGGCCCUGCGACUCAUGCUAGAAUUAUUGUCCGACAUGUAGCUGCUCCCUUGAUUGGCCAACUCACAAGACAUGAGAUAGAAAUGACAGAGAAUGAGUGGAAAUACUUUGGUGAUGACCCUCGAAUCAGUAGGACCGUGACACGGGAGGACUUCUUGAAUGUACUCUAUGACAUUCAUUACAUUCUUAUCAAGGCUACUUAUGGAAAUAUCAUGCGACAAAGCAGGAUUUCGGAAAUAUCUCUGGAAGUAGCUGAGAAAGGAAAUAUAUCAGCAGUGAUUCCACAAGCUCAUUUGAUUGAAAAAUGUGAAUGUCCCCCAGGGUAUUCCGGCUUGUCUUGUGAGACAUGUGUUCCGGGAUUUUAUAGACUAUCUUCGGAACCCAGUGGGCAAAGAACUGGAUUAACCCUUGGUGCCUGUGUCCCAUGCCAGUGCAAUGGGCACAGCAAUUUCUGUGACCCUGAAACGUCUAUCUGUCAGAACUGUCAGCACAAUACUGCUGGAGACUCUUGUGAAAGGUGUGCUGUUGGGUACUAUGGAAUAGUCAGGGGAUUACCGGAUGACUGUCAGCGUUGUGCUUGCCCUCUAAUCAGUUCAAGCAACAAUUUCAGCCCCUCUUGUGUCCUGGAAGGAUUGGAUGACUACCGCUGUACGGCCUGUCCACGUGGAUAUGAGGGCCAAUAUUGUGAAAGAUGUGCCCCUGGCUACACCGGUAACCCCAGCAGCCCCGGAGGCUCCUGUCAGGAAUGUGAGUGCGAUCGCUAUGGUGCGCUGCCUGUCCCCUGUGACCCGAUCACGGGGCAGUGCACAUGCCGACCUGGAUCCACGGGCCUGAAGUGUGCAGGCUGCAAGCCCUGGCAUGCGCGUGAAGGCACGGACUGCAUGUUUUGUGGUGAUGAAUGCACAGGACUCCUUCUCGGAGACUUGGCUCGCCUGGAGCAGAUGGCUUCGAGCGUCAACCUGACUGGGCCACUCCCAGCCCCCUAUAAAAUGCUGCACAAUUUUGAAAAUGUGACUCAGGAGCUGAAGCAUUUGCUGUCACCUCAGCGGGCACCAGAGAGACUCCUUCAGCUUGCAGAGAGCAACUUAAAUACACUUGUGACUGAAAUGGAUGAGCUUCUGACCAGAGCUACCAAAGUGACAGCAGAUGGUGAACAAACUGGACAGGAUGCUGAGAGAACCAAUAUGAGAGCAAAGACCCUAGAAAAAUUGAUCAAUGAAAUCGUUCAGGAUGCAGAAGCUGUAAAUUGGAAAGCUGUAAAACUGAAUGAAACUCUUGGAGCCCAGGACAAGACCUUAGAGAAGAGUGUUCAGGAUCUUCAACAAGAGAUUGAUCAGAUGAUGACAAAACUAAGAAGGAAAAAUCUGGAUGCCCAACAAGAAGUAGCCCAGGAUGAGUUGGUAGCUGCUGAGGCCCUCCUGAAGAAAGUGAAGAAGCUCUUUGGAGAGCCCCGGGCAAAGAGCGAAGAACUUGAGAAGGAGGUGCGGGAGAAGCUGGAAGAUUACCAAAGCAAAGUAAAUGAUGCUCAGGACCUUCUAAGGGAAGCCACUGAUAAAAUCAGAGAGGCUGAAAGGUUUCUGCAGAAAAACCAGAAAAAUAUGACUCUUUUGGAGAGUAAGAAGCAAGCUGUAGAGAGUGGCAAACAAGAAGCUGAAAAUACCUUAAAAGAGGGGAAUGACAUACUGGGUGAAGCCAACCGUCUUGUAGAUGAAAUCAGCUCUGUAAUAGAUUAUGUGGAAGACAUUCAGCUGAAGUUGCCCACAAUGUCUGAAGAGCUUAAGGAUAAAACAGAUGAUCUGUCCCAAGAGAUAAAGGAUAGAAAGCUUCCAGAAAAAGUGGUACAAGCUGAAAGCCACGCAGCCCAACUGAAUGCAUCGUCUGCAGUCUUGGAUGGGAUCCUAGAAGAAGCUAAAAACAUUUCCUUCAAUGCCACUGCUGCCUUCAAAGCCUACAGUAAUAUCAAGGACUAUAUCGAUGAAGCUGAGAAUAUCGCCAAGGAAGCCAAAGCUCGAGCUAAUGAAGCUUCACAACUGGCAUCUGAUCCUCAAGGAUCAUUGAAAGAUGGAGCGAAAGGUGCUCUUCAGAAAAGCUAAAUUCUUAAUGAGGCUAAGAAGUUAGCAAACUCUGUUAAAGAAAAUGAGGAUGAACUGGGAAGCCUGAAAGCCAGGCAGCAAAAUGCCAAUGAAAAGAACAGUGGUCUUCACCGAGCUUUGAAUGAUACACUGGACAAGCUGUCAGCCAUUCCAAAUGAUACUGCCACUAAACUUUUAGCCGUCAAGGACAAGGCCCGGCAGGCCAACAGCACGGCAAGAGAUGUCCUCUCUCAGGUCAGAGACCUCAACAAGAAUCUCACCGGCCUGAGGAACAACUACAACAAAUUGGCAGAUGAUGUGGCCCAAACAAAUGCUGUGGUGAAAGAUCCAGUGAAAAACAAAAUCAUUGCAGAUGCAGACGCCACUGUCAAAAACUUAGAACAAGAAGCUGAUCGACUGCUAGAUAAACUCAAACCAAUAAAGGAACUUCAAGAUAAUCUAAAGAAAAACAUUUCGGAGAUAAAAGAACUAAUAAACCAAGCCCGGAAACAAGCCAAUUCUAUCAAAGUCUCGGUGUCCUCUGGGGGCGACUGCAUUCGUACGUACAAACCUGAAAUCAGGAAAGGAAGCUACAAUAGCAUCAUUGUCAAUGUGAAGACAGGUGUUGCUGACAACCUCCUCUUUUACCUUGGAAGUGCCAAGUUUACUGACUUUCUGGCUAUAGAAAUGCGCAAGGGCAAAGUCAGUUUCCUCUGGGAUGUAGGAUCUGGUGUUGGGCGUGUGGAAUAUCCAGAUUUGACUAUUGAUGACUCUUACUGGUAUCGCAUCGAAGCUUCCAGGACUGGGAGAAAUGGGACCAUUUCAGUUCGUGCCCUGGAUGGACCUAAAGCCAGCAUUGUGCCGGGCACCCACAGCUCAGCCUCUCCCCCUGGUUAUACUAUCCUAGAUGUGGACUCCAAUGCGAUGCUGUUUGUGGGUGGCCUGACUGGGAAAUUGAAGAAAGCUGAUGCAGUCAGAGUCACUACCUUCAAUGGCUGUAUGGGAGAAACGUUCUUUGACAGCAAACCCAUUGGGCUGUGGAAUUUCCGCGAUAAAGAAGGAGACUGCAAAGGAUGUACAGUCAGCCCGCAGGUGGCAGACAGCGAGGGCACAAUACAGUUUGAUGGAGAAGGCUACGCUGUAGUGAGCCGCCCGAUACGCUGGUACCCCAACAUCUCAACUGUCAUGUUCAAGUUUAGGACCUUUUCUUCCAAUGCUCUACUGAUGUAUCUCGCCACCCGAGACUUGAAAGACUUCAUGAGUGUAGAGCUCACUGAUGGGCAUAUAAAAGUCAGCUAUGAUUUGGGCUCCGGCAUCGCUUCUGCUAUGAGUCACCAGAACCACAAUGAUGGAAAAUGGAAAUCCUUCACCCUGUCCAGAAUUCAAAAACAAGCCAAUGUAUCAAUUUUAGACAUAGAAACGAACCAGGAGGAGAAUGUUGUUACUUCCUCCUCAGGGAAUAACUUUGGUCUUGACUUGAAAUCAGAUGAGAAGAUAUAUUUUGGUGGAUUGCCUACACUUCGAAACCUGAGUAUGAAAGCCAGGCCUGAGGUAAACUUGAAGAAAUAUGCCGGUUGCCUCAAAGAUAUCGAAAUCUCCCGGACGCCAUACAAUAUACUCAGCAGCCCCGAUUAUGUCGGUGUGACCAAAGGAUGUGCCCUUGAGAACGUUUACACCGUUAGCUUUCCCAAACCUGGUUUCGUGGAAUUGCCUCCUGUCUCAUUUGAUGUGGGGACUGAAAUCAAUCUAUCCUUCAGCACUAAAAAUGAGUCCGGGCUCAUUCUGUUGGGUAACAGUGGGCCUCCGGCUGCACCCAGGAGGAAACGCAGACAGACUGGACAGGCCUAUUAUGCGAUAUUCCUCAACAAUGGCCGGCUGGAAAUACAUCUCUCCUUGGGGACCCGAACAGUGCGCAAAAUCAUCAUCAAGCCUGAGCCAAGACCAUUUCACGAUGGCAGAGAGCAUUCUAUUCAUCUGGAGAGAUCAAGAGGCCUGUUUACCGUUCAGGUGGACGAAGAGAGGAGUCACAUGCAGAAUCUGACAACGCAACAGCCUAUUCCUGUUAAAAAACUAUUUGUAGGGGGAGCCCCUCCAGAAUUCCAGCCAUCCCCUCUCCAGCACAUCCCUCCCUUCGAAGGCUGCAUCUGGAAUCUUGUCAUAAAUUCGGUCCCCAUGGAUUUUGCUAGGCCCGUGUCCUUCAAAAAUGCAGACAUCGGUCGGUGCACUGAGACGAAGCCCACAGAAGAUGAGGGCGAAGUGAUGACAGAGGAGAGCCUUUUCCCACCAGAGCAGGGUCCUGCGAAGGAGACAGAGCUCAUGCCAUCCACUCCAGCAUUUCCCCAACCAACCCCGUCCCCUAUUCUUUUUCACGGACCCUGUGCUGCUGAUACAGAACCAGCCAUUCUAUUGGACGGCAAGCAGUUUGGUCUGUCAAAACAUAGCCAUGUUGCAAUUGCAUUUGAUGACACCAAAGUUAAAAACCGCCUCACAGUUGAACUGGAGAUCAGAACAGAAGCAGAGUCUGGACUGCUCUUUUAUAUGGCAAGAAUCAACCAUGCCGAUUUUGCUACGGUGCAGCUGAAGAACGGCAUGCCCUAUUUCAGUUACGACUUGGGAAGCGGCAAUACCAGUACUAUGAUUCCCAUCAAAAUCAAUGACGGCCAAUGGCACAAGAUUAAAAUUAGCCGAGUCAAGCAGGAAGGAAUUCUUUAUGUAGAUGGAGCUUCAAGCAGGACCACCAGCCCCAAGAAAGCUGACAUUCUGGAUGUCGUUGGGAUGUUGUAUGUAGGCGGUUUGCCCUUUAACUACACCACAAGAAGAAUUGGUCCGGUGACCUACAGUAUUUCUGGUUGCAUCCGGAACCUGAAAAUGGAGGAGGCCCCCGUUGAUCUGGAGAAUCCGACAUCCAGCUUCCAUGUUGGCACCUGCUUUGCCAGUAAUCAGAAAGGCAACUACUUCGAUGGAACAGGUUUUGCCAAAACAGUUGGAGCCUAUAAAGUGGGAACUGAUCUUCUGGUGGAAUUUGAAUUCCGAACAACUCGGAUGAAUGGCGUCCUCCUGGGAAUCAGUGGCCAGAAAAUGGAUGGGAUGGGCAUUGAGUUGGUGGAUGAGAAAGUGCUCUUCCACGUGGACAAUGGUGCAGGCAGGUUCUCUGCUACCUAUGACGCUGGUGUCCCAGGCACUUUGUGUGAUGGCCAGUGGCACAAGGUCACUGCCAACAAACUCAAACAUCGCAUUGAGUUGACAGUGGAUGGGAACCAGGUAGAAAGCCAAAAUCCAAAUGCCGCAUCCACCUCAGCUGAUACGAAUGAUCCUGUGUUUGUUGGAGGGUAUCCUGGUGGCCUCAAUCAGUUUGGUCUGACAACUAAUAUCCGGUUCAGAGGAUGUAUCCGGUCCCUGAAGCUGACGAAAGGCACCGCCAAGCCACUAGAGAUUAAUUUUGCCCGAGCCUUGGAGCUAAGAGGUGUUCAGCCUGGAUCAUGCCCUGCCAGCUGAUUGCGAAUGAUUGAAGACUGAAUCAUGCCUCUUGAGCCUAUGUAUCCUGCAAAUGCAAUAUACUUCAGCUAUGUUUGUUAGUACAAAGCCUUCAUGCAACAACUACAAAUUCUAGCAGUGACAUGUUCCCUUGGUGCAAUCUCAGAGUAGAUCACAAAGUGAAAUUUUAAUUUGCUAACUCUGUUGUAUUGUGCUCUCCCCCGGGCUUCGUAAAUGCUGUGCACAUAGUAAGUGCUCAAUAAAUACUGAUGAAUGAUUUAUUGAUUUAGUUUCUCUCCCAGUAAGGGGGAAAAUUACUAGUAUCUUUUUCCCCUCAUGUCCUCUAUAGCUAGGGUGGAAGACUUCCCCUUUUGUCAUAUAGAGAGAAGGUUGUUUGCCAAUUCCUCCUAAAUCUUUUCCAGAAUUAUUUUCCCAGGUCUCACCUUUGGCCGCUUGGACCAUAUCCAUGAAGGAUUUUCUGGAGGAGGAUCUCAGCUUGUCUGCUUCCCCCACUUAAAGUUUUCAAAACAACUCCUGGCUCAUCUUUCUCUAAUCAAUCAAUCGAUUGUAUUUUCUGAGCACUUACUGUGUGCAAAGCACUGCACUAAGUGUUUGGGAGAAAACAAUGUAACAGAGUUGGUAGACACAUUUCCUGCCCACAAGUUUACAAUCAGCUUCACUAAGGUCGAAAACAUUCAAGUUUUGAAAGUACAGUUAUGGGUUAAUUGGGCAAUGCUACUGCCCUUCGUUUUUCAGGUUUGUUUUAGCAUAUAACUGUUUAGUUUUAGCAUAUAACUGUUUUAGCAAUCCACUCCAAGUUCUGUGAAUGGAACAUUUAACACAUCACCUAAUGUUGAAAUGAUGAACAAUUCAAAAAUUGCAUCAUUACUCAAACCCAUCAUCAACUCCUCUGUAUGUCUCUAAAUUUAAACCAUAAGCAAAUUCCCAAUCCCAGGGAAGAAGACAGGUUGGCUUUGAUUUUGGAAAAGUGUAUGAAUUGGAAGGGCAGGUAGACUGUAGACUGCCCUUACUGGACAGGGAUCGUGUCUACCAACUCUGUUUUAUUGUAUUUUCCCAAGUGCCUAGUGUAGUGCUCUGCACACAGAUCAAAUACCAUUGAUUGAUUGGGUUUUAGGAGCAGUAAUAGUAUUUAUUAAGCACUUGCUGCAUACAGAGACCUGUAUUAAGCCCUAGGAGAGACUACACAGGUGGAAAUUAGUGGAUAGAUGAUUUGCCACUCCCUUCCUCAGCAUUCCCUCUCAAGGAAAUACCACUGCAUCGUAGUUUGGGGAUUUGUUUUCAGACUCAUGUUUAUGAUUCACUCAGAAUGAGGCAUCCCCAACUUGGGCCAUAUCCUAUACUGGGGGCAUUUGUACCAUGGGAAACUUUAAAUACUGCACGUGUCCUUUCUCUCUACUUUGUACUUAGUUAACCUUCAAGGUCUCAUUUCAAAGCUUUAACCGAUUCUCUCAUUGUCCCCAGUAAGUUCUCCAGAGCUAAUCUUUCAGUCUCUGAAAGCACAGCCUUCACCAAGUUACCACCAGAGAACAAAGCACUUCACCUGCCAUUAUCAGUAUGGACUGUUGGAAGUUUCACAGUCUUGCAAAGUCACAAAAAGAUCAAAUUAACAUUGUAAAGAAAACAAGAAAAAUAAAUAGGGCACUUCUUAUCAAUGGCAGGCUCUGCUUUCCAAGAGGUUUUCUUAUCAAGAAAGCAGAUGAUGGUAAUUUGGAACUCUUUCUUCAACCAUACACUGUACCUGUUCUGUCCCUCACCACUAACCCCUGAAAUUAGCUAUGGUAUGUGCAAAGCAUUUGUGAUGUUAGGAGAAUAAUAACCUCAAAUGUUUCUCCAUCACUCACAUGAAGUUAUGUCCUGUUAAAUCUAAUACUUUACGGUCAAGCAUCAGCAAUAAAACUGCUUAAAAAACA
Ornithorhynchus anatinus (platypus) is the source of this 11326-nucleotide messenger RNA. It is a transcript of the gene LAMA2, whose product is annotated as laminin subunit alpha 2. Gene Ontology annotation, cellular component: basement membrane. Gene Ontology annotation, molecular function: signaling receptor binding; extracellular matrix structural constituent. Lineage: Eukaryota; Metazoa; Chordata; Mammalia; Monotremata; Ornithorhynchidae. The record is from RefSeq and is a predicted model, not a curated record. Gene Ontology annotation, biological process: regulation of cell adhesion; cell adhesion; axon guidance.